AUGGCUGCAUCCCGACAGGCAUCGGCGCCAUCGCGCCCCGUUCGCAACGCCCGGAGAAGGGUGCAGUCAUACCAUGAAGCGACCACGUCAGAGAGCAGCGAGGACGAGCGGCCUGCCCCUCCGUCGCGCUCCCGGUCGAGAAGGCAGCAGGUCAGUGUCGAUACGGCAGCCGCCGAACGCCCCAGGCGCUCUACCCGUGCCCCGGCCUCGUAUCGCGAGCCGUCGACAGACGAGGACCUCGAUCGAGUCAUCUCCCGAUUUCCUGAGGUGCUGACCAAUGGUGCUGCUGCCCAGCAAGCCCAUGUCCUUAGUCACCGCUCCCCUCCGCGCAAGUCCCGGCCGGGAAACAACUCUCCGAGCAAGAAAACGAAGAGCUCAACACGAGACUCUCCCCGAAAACGUCGACGAGUAGAGCCCCGGAUGUCGGAAGAACCGACCACCGCACCCUCCGGCCCGAUCCCGCCGUGGACGACGCUGCCCUACCACAUCCUGUUCAAUAUCUUCCUCUUUGCGUCAUAUCCUCUGGUCGACUACAGAGAAGCCAUUGCUCUGCCAUCGGGAAAAUGGCUGGUUGACAUUGCCCUCCUCUGCCGUGCGUUUGCGGAGCCAGCGCUGGCAGCCCUUUAUCACACACCGGUGCUCAUUCCUGCGAAGAAGGCUCACAGGAUCGUGCAGCUCUUAUCGCAACCCCAGGAAUCACUCGCUAUCAACUACGCCAGCAAGGUCCGAGAGCUCCUGGUGGAUGUUCGAUAUGUUUUGGCGUACAAGUCGGGUCCGGGGUAUUUUGACCUGUCCAAGCUGAUCGAAAAGGUUCCGCAUAUCAAGACGCUUCGGCUGUACCAUCGACUCGAUGGAGUAGCUCCCCUAAUGUCGUCUACCCAGACCCCGCGAUGGACCUAUCGUGACUCGAUUUUCGACACCUUGAAGCGCUGCAAUGUGCGACUCCAUACAUUUGACUGGAAUGCCCGCUUCAUGGACCCGAGCAAUCUGGUAGUGAUGAUGCAGAUCCGCCAUCGUGAAGCUCCCUUCCGCGGCCUUCGUGAUGUGAAGUUAUUUCAGAUCCCGUCGGAUGAGAGGGUGGCGGAGAACGACCAGGAGCUCGAGGAGCUCACGGAGACAAAGUUGGCUGCGGCGCUGAGGGAGCUUCCGGAACUCCGUCGCCUGUCGUUCACCGACUGCGCGGUUGUCAAUGAGGUGCUCCUGCCGAGGUUGCCGACGAACCUGACUUCGCUGACCAUAGAUAACUGUGACGAGCUCACGUCGCAAAGUUUCGCGCCCUUUUUAGCCAGCCACGGGUCUCAUCUUCGAGAGCUGGUGCUGAAACACAACCGCCAUCUCAACCUCUCCUUUAUCGUGGGUCUUGCCGAGUCGUGCCCAAAUCUGGAACGGCUGUUGGUCGAUUUCAUCAUGCACAAUUGGCCCCCGUACUACAAUGGCACGCCUCAUUUCGAUCAGCUGCUGAGGCCCGGGGAGGUCCCGACCUGGCCGAAGGCACUGCAGGUCAUUGAGAUGCUCCAACUCCGCAACUGGGACAAAGCCCGGGCCGCUGCCUUUUUUUCGUCGCUCGUCGACUCCGCGCCGGAUUUGAAAGAUCUCCGCCGGAUUGUCAUCAGCGCCACCGUCCAGAUGAGCUGGCAGGAUCGAGCAUCUUUUCGCAAGCGGUGGAUCCGGAAAAUUGAGCGUACAUUUCUUAGAAAGUACGAGCUGCCGAAAUCGACUGCUGUCGAAGCUGCUCCUGCGGAUGACGUGGCUUCGAUGCCGGUCAAGCGCCAGAGUGCUCGCAUUGCGCAACAACGCCUGUCAGGGAUGGACGGCGAUAGCGACGCAUCUAAGACUCCGUCGGGCGCAACGACGAACACUGACACGGAGGACAGCGAUGUAGAUGACACGGAAGACAUGUAUGUACAGGGGAUGUGCGACGUGGUCCAGCUCCGCAUCGACAACCUUCGUCCGGCGGACAUGCAGUUCAAUGAAGACGACUUUCUUGACUCGGAGCUUAGUGGUGAUGAAGAGUGGAAUGGCGAGGACCCGGAGCCGGACGACUCAUAUGCGUGGUGA
This is a messenger RNA of Rasamsonia emersonii CBS 393.64, 2058 nucleotides long. RefSeq lists its product as uncharacterized. Lineage: Eukaryota; Fungi; Ascomycota; Eurotiomycetes; Eurotiales; Trichocomaceae. The transcript has a single exon. Bases 1 to 2058 code for a protein of 685 amino acids. The record is from RefSeq and is a predicted model, not a curated record.